CCCCACGUGACAUGCCGCCGGCAGCCACUUGCGGUUGUGGCAUGUGUGUCCGUCGAUCCUCGUUCGUACUGCCUUGACCGAGCGAGAGACCUAGUCACUCAUAUAGGUCCCAACCUCGGGGGCAAGGUGUCCUGUCUCGUAGACCCACACACGCUUCCGUUUUUCGUGCUGCAUCCUAAAACAAAUCGCUGACCAUGGCUGCCAUCCUUCCCAUCAUUCAUUUCAACGAUGUCUAUCGCGUGCAACCCUUCAAGUUGUCUCCGAAAUCUCCAGAGACGAUCGACGUCACACAAUGGGCUGCGAUGCUCGACGACUUGCGCGACCAAUGGCCGAAGCGAUCUGACGGCAAGCGCGAUGGACUCGUUCUCUUCUCAGGCGAUGUCUUCUCGCCCUCCGUCGAGAGCUCCAUCACACGAGGAAGUCAUAUGGUUCCAGUGCUGAAUGCGAUUGCCCCGGAUGUGUCUAUGACAGGCAAUCACGACUUCGACUUCGGCUACCCUCAUUUGUCUGAAUUGAUAAAGGACACGAGCUUCCCGUGGUUGCUCAGCAACAUAAUCGACACUACCACGUCACGCAUCCCCGAACACGUACAAGAAUACCACAUGCUUGAGCGCGCGGGCGUACGUAUCGGCGUGAUAGGGCUCGUAGAGAAAGAGUGGAUUGGCACCGUGUCCUCAUGGCCCGAGAACUUCGGAUACCGAGAUAUGGCGCAAGUCGGCAUCGAAUUGUCUAAGCGUCUCCGGGAUCCUAACGGAGAGCACAAAUGCGACAUUAUCGUAGCUCUCACUCACGCACGAGUGCCUAACGACAUCGCUCUAGCGAAAGCGUUGCGUGCUUCCUCGCCUGCAGCUCAAGAGGAGCAUCCGAUCUACAACGAGCACGGCGUCGACCUUAUCCUCGGUGGUCAUGACCACCUCUACUACAUCUCGCACGGCGCAACCGCUUGGGAGGGCUACGACUUGGCGCACCCAGUGCUCGGGGCUGAGGAUGAUAAGGGCGACGUGCUCAUCGUCAAGAGCGGCACUGACUUCAGGGACUUGAGCGAGUUCACGCUGGAGUUGUUCGAAACGCCUCCUGGAAGCGUGCGGCGCAAGGUUAUCAAGGAGAUCAGAGGCAAACGACAUGCGACGCAGCCGGGCUCGAAGAAGAAUGAGCGCAUCGCGAAGCUCCUCGAGUCCAUCCUGUCGUCUGUCUCUGACGCGCUCAAAGCGCCCGCGUGCAAGACCGAAGUCGAGCUUGAUCUGCGCUCACAAUUGAUCCGCGUUCAAGAGACAGUGGCCGGGAAUUGGUUUGCGGACGUCCUUCGACAUGCAUACGACGAGGCUCCUGAAAUGGCAGGCGGGUCCGACGGUGUUUUGAUCUGCGCCGGGACCUUGCGUGGCGAUUCGAUCUACGGACCUGGAAAUGUGACGCUCGGCGACAUCCUAGAAAUCCUGCCGUUCGAGGACCCUAUCGUCGCGCUCGAACUUGACGGCGAAGCCAUCUGGGACGCCCUCGAACAAUCGCUCUCUACGUGGCCCGCGCAGGAGGGACGCUUCCCUGUCAUCUCCGGCUUCCGCGUCUCCUGGGACUCGCGCCGCCCGCCCGGCCAGCGCGUUCUCGGGGUGUGGCUUCUGCAGGAGCCGAGUGGGAGCGUGAGCACGAGCGCGUCGCCCACACCUGUGCCCUCUGCGAACGCGUCCAUGACGAGCCUGCGCUCGAUUGGGGCGACGAGCAGCGGCGCGUCAACCCCUGGGCAGCCGCUAGUGGACGGCGAGCCGAUCACGCGCACGAAGGGCGGGCGGAAGUACCGCACCAUUACGAGAGAGUAUAUGGCACAGGGCCAUGACGGGUUCUUGGCGUUGAAGGGAAAUAGGUAUCUCGUGGAUGAUGAGAGCGGCCAGCUCAUGAGCCAGCUUGUGCGCAAGUAUUUGCUAGGCUGCCGAUAUGUGAACCGCAUGUCACGCGUAGCGGACGUCUCGACCGUCGAGUGCCUCCACCCGCAAACACAAAGCGUCAUCUCGAAGGAGAAAGCCCGGCGCAAAGACUAUGAUCGGCACGCUCGCUCCCAUUCUCACCAUAGCCACAUGCAUUCGCACUCGCAAUCUCAUUCUCGCUCCCGCUCUAAGACUCCACAUCAUCUCGGCGCCGACGCUGGAACGCCAGGCUCGCGUGAACGAUCACCCUCGCCCAGCGUCGUCCAGAAGUGGAGGCAUGCGGCGAGGCGGGCGCUGCGCUGGUCUCGCGCGCACUACCGCGACAAUAUCCAUAUCACGGGUCGGGAACAUAUGAGUCCCGUCGAUCACUUUGACGGGUCGAGCUUGAGGAAGAGGCCUAUAGGUCAACAGAAUGCGGGGGGAGAGACAAAGGUUGCGAAAGCGGAGGACGACGAGGAAGACCUUGCGGUUAUACACCCGAUUGUGGACGGAAGGCUUAAAGAUGAAGGUAGAAAUUGACGAUGUAGUGGGCACAACAAGUGAACGAAACAAAUUAACGCUAUACUUUCGAUAUUAUCACUUGCUGUUGACAGCAGGGGUGCGCACUCUCGGGACCGCAACAGAUGUCUGGUUCAGUCAUUCACAGUCUGACGCGAAAGGGCGCCACAC
Rhodofomes roseus is the source of this 2585-nucleotide messenger RNA. Its product is annotated as Metallo-dependent phosphatase. Gene Ontology annotation, molecular function: hydrolase activity. Gene Ontology annotation, biological process: nucleotide catabolic process. NCBI's taxonomy places the organism in Eukaryota, Fungi, Basidiomycota, Agaricomycetes, Polyporales, Fomitopsidaceae. Bases 195 to 2435 code for a protein of 746 amino acids. The transcript has 13 exons. The record is from RefSeq and is a predicted model, not a curated record.